Messenger RNA from Lutra lutra (Eurasian river otter), 4029 nucleotides. RefSeq names its product F-box protein 47 (gene FBXO47). Lineage: Eukaryota; Metazoa; Chordata; Mammalia; Carnivora; Mustelidae. The coding region runs from base 217 to 1575 and encodes 452 amino acids. The record is from RefSeq and is a predicted model, not a curated record. Gene Ontology annotation, molecular function: protein binding. The transcript is spliced from 11 exons.
CACGGGGACGCCUGGGAGGCGGGAACGCAGCUCCGGAGCCGACCGGAGCUGGACCCGCCCUCAACCCGGCGGGAAAACCUUGAGGAGAUAUUUUCUUUUUUAAACAUUAAGAAAUUUGAGGAUGGUGGGGCAGAACAGCUAAGUCCCAUUUGCCUGUGAUUCCUUAGGCGGAAAACUGUCAAAAUCUGUGGAUAAAUUCAUGAGAUAAGAAAAAGGAUGGCAUCUAGAAUAAAUACCAGUUUCACUUUGAUUCCCAACCAGAAAUAUAGACGUAGUAAUCGUCGAUCCAGCAGCUAUUUUUCCAACACCCUUGGCUCAGAUUCUCAGCCCUUAUCAACGCUUGGAAAUUUUAAAGCCUUGCCGUUGGAAAUAUUCCAAAUAAUCUUAAGAUAUUUAUCAGUGAAGGAUAUCAGCAUGCUAAGCAUGGUGUCCAAAACAGUCAGCCAGCACAUUAUUAAUUAUAUUUCAACCUCGUCAGGAAGCAAAAGACUUUUACUACAGGAUUUUCAUAACCUUGAGCUGCCUAGCAAGAGACAAGACUCUGCCAUACUGGAACAUUACAGAUCUCUAGGUCUGCUGUUUAAAAGAUGUACGUUGCUGCUACCCACAAGGGAAAGACUAAAGUACAUUCACAAAACACUGGCAGAAGUUUCCUGUUUUAAAUUCAAUGGCUGUGCAGCUCCUAUCCAAUGUUUAGGAUUAUCAUGUUAUGGCAUAUUUUUACAGACCUUAACGGCAGGUUGGGAUGGACUCGAAUGCCAUCGCGUGUAUAACUUCUUAUGUGAGCUGACUAAUCUCUCCCGCAAGAUGCAGGCCGUUGUCUGCAGCAAACCAGGAAGUGCCCGAAAACUGGAGUUAAGGAUAAGACUGUUCUGUAGGAACGUCCUGCUUGAUCAUUGGAUACAUCGGAGUGAUUCUGCUUUUUGGUUGACACGUAUAUUAAAACCAUGGCCAAUGGUAAAUCAGGCAAGAUUAUUAUAUAUCAUCUUCGGACCAGUAUCUCCUCAAGAUGGACAGGUGGUUUGGCAGAAAAUGAUAGAAGGACCUACAGAUGAAUCCAGUCUGAAAGGUUUGGCUGAUGCUAUUAAAUUACUGUAUGACACAGGCACCAAAGAGUGGACAGCAGAUGAUGUUAUCAGUCUUGUAGAUGAACUAUCAGUGGUUCCCCGUGAGUGGCUCCUGGAGAAUAAUGCACGUCUCCUAAUCCUAAGUGGAAACAACAUCUGUUUCACUUUCAUGGCGAGUAAAGCUGUGAAUGGACGGGCCAUUGAACUGGCAAAGCUGAUAGUCUUUUUGGCUUUGGUUUGUGAGAAAGAACUAUACUGCAUGGAUUGGGCAGUUAAAAUGAUGCAAAAAGUCUGUAAAGUCUUUAGCACUCCCAUGGAAAGAAAUAACUUCCUGCAGAGUGUGGCGAAUGCAUUCGCAUGUGUUAUAAUGGAAAUGCUUCAGUCGAUUAUGUCCGGAGACCGUGACGAAGAUGACAGAAGCUUUCUGAAUUUGUUCCAUCUUGUGCAUGCUCAGGCAAACUUCCAUAAGGAGGUCUUGUAUUUGACCAUGAAUACUCUUUCUACCUAAAUACUCAGGAAGUCUUGCAUUUCGAGAAUACCUCACCGAAGAAACAAUCAGAAGAGUGCUACUGUUCCACACUCAAAGAAUAACAUCCAUGGGACUUUUUAUGACCUAAGUAACCUAAAAACUUAAGAAGAAAAAUUUAGAAGCAACUGCUUGUACCAUUAUUAAUAUAAAAAUUACAGGCAAACCCAAGAGUGUAUUGAGAUUUCUCCAGAAAACAAGCUGUGCCUUUCCAGAUUUUGGUAAACCUAACGCCCAACUACAUAGAGCAUUAGUGCCCAGUUGGGGGCCAACCUGUAUGUAUUGGAUGUUGGAAGCAAGGGAAAAUUCUAUUUUGUAAGUAGAGGUGACUCAAAUUCAUUAAGUGGCUUCUAUAUGUUCACUUUGCUUAGGUCGUGUAGACAUAACCUAGUAUGCUUUAUAAAGAACUGUAAUAUGAUGCUUUGGAAUGUGCAGAUAGAAAUCACAUUUUUUACCACCUUAUGGCAUAGAACAUAUUUCGUUGAUGUUUUACGUGAACUAACAGAUCAAAAACUAAAGGAAGUGUGUGUAUAUAUAUAUUCAUACGUAUAUACAUAUGUCUGUAUAUUUCUAUACACACACACACACACACACACACACACACACACAUUUCCUUCUUUAAGACAAAAGUCUAUAAAUAGAGAAAAGUAUAUGUUGUCUUAAUACAAUUAAGUCAUCUUUUAUUCCUUCCUGGAGAUUAGAGUAAAAUGUUGCAAAUAAGGGAGAAUAUAAAAUGAAAGAAAGUACCCAUUCUGCUGCCAGAACAAUCUUCACAAAUAAUUUGCACUUCUUCCUAAAGCUUUCCUCUCUCUCUUCAAGAGUGGGGUUUGAGGGAACCUGGAAGCAGUGUGCAUGGGGAGGGCAGCCCUGAGAGAGUGGGGUUUCACUCCAGCAAAUGCAUUCCAAAGAUGCUCCAGGACUAUUUCAGUCUGACUAGCAUUUACCCACCACUUUUACUAUUAAAAUAGAAACGAACACUGUCUCAUGGGGUUGAAAUCAUGCUGGGGCCCUCGUGGAUCUCCCAUUUUCUUCUCCUUGGGUUUGACCAUUUUAUUUCUGCUGAAGAUAUACUCAUUCCUACUGGACUUCUUAGAGGAUGGCUUUCUUUUUCUAAGCCUUUGACUUAACUCACCUCUGCAUCUGAGGAAGGAAAGGAACACUAGAAAAUACGGAAAUUACCCACAGGAGUGGGGUGUAAAUUGUGUAAUUUGUGGAAAAUUCUCAAAUUUGGCAAGAGUUUAAUAAGAUAGAGGAAGAGUGAAAAUUUGGGGAAAAAUAUAAAUUGUGAUAAAAGAUUUUACUAUAUUUCAGUAACAAAGGCACUUACCUUCAUUUUUGAAAUAUUGGAAGUUAACUACCUUUCUGUGAUGAAUCGUCCAACUAUAAUUUCAUCAAUGGCAGAAAUUUUUUUCUCCAGAGUUUAGUAUUUGCAUAUUCAUGCAGAAACAAAGUUCUUGCUUUUCUCCUGGUUUCAUUUUCUUCCUCUCAUUUUAAGAAUUCACCCACAACUAAAUUAUAAGGAUUAAAAAUUGGCAAAGACCAGAAUACAAAAUAAUACCUUGAUUUUUAGCAUUUUCUUCCCCCCCUCACUCUUUUUCCUGUACAUGCUCUGGAAAGCCUAAUCCAUAUAUUUAUCAAAACACUGGUGAUUCCAAAUCGACAGUAUACCCAUUAGAUUAUUUGGGGCAGGGAAAGAAGAGUAGAGGAAAAAGUAAAAAUUUUAAUAUAUACUGAAUAUUUUUAGUAUUUUACUCAAUAGAUAUUUUCAUUCUCUUAGAGAAAGAAAUUUGGCUUUGUGAAGUUUCCUUGAAUUAUCCAAGUCCCCACAGUGGUUUUCGAAAGAAGCAUGGUUUAACUUUACAUGUUUUUGACCCAGGUUUUAAAUCUGUACACUUGACCUGACGUGACUGCUACUAUAAAAUUUUUUUACACGUAUUAUUAUAUUAUCCUGGAUAAUUGUGAGAUUAUUAUGUCACCCUCCUCCAAAAUUUGGACUAUAAAAAAAUCGAAUUCAUCUUUGGGUACAGUAGAUAAAUGAUAUUGUCUCACUACCAAUAAAAAGUAAACUGACUUUAUUCAGUUAUCAAUAGAUAAAAACACUGAAACCAAACUUGCAAUUUCCUCAAUUUAGCAGCCUGGUUUUUUUGUUUUGUUUUUGUUUUUGUUUUCCAAAUGGAGUCAGGAAUAAAGUGUGAUAUCAAAUGUUUAAUUAGGAGAUUAAUUUGCAAAAGUGCAUGUUGUUGUCACUGGUGUCAAUGUUUGACAGAAUAGACACUCAUAGUACCACCAAACAAGGAGUAUUAGCAAAACACAUAGCCUGAAAUUACUAAGAACUUGUCCACUUAUGACUAACUUUAGAACAGUCGUAACAUAACAAUGUGAGCUGCUAACAGAUCAGAUAAUUUAUCCUAUAUCUUUUCCUAAAUUAGAAGAUGG